ACGUGUUAACCUGUCUCUUGGGUCUUCUGCGGCUGGUGCUGCAGGAGGAGUUAUCAUGGCGUUGGCCGUACCCCCGGCUCCGGCUCCGGCCCCGGCUCCGGCUCCGGUUCCGACCCCGGCCCCGACAGUGGAGCUGGGUUUCGCCGUCGAAGCGCCGGGCUGGCGCCUGCAGAGCGAACAGUUCCCCAGCAAGGUGGGCGGGCGACCGGCGUGGCUGUCCGAGUGCGACCUUCCGGGCCCCGCUGAGCUUGCGUGCCCGCUGUGCAGCCGGCCGCUCGCCUUCCUGCUGCAGCUGUACGCGCCGCUUCCGGACCGUGCCGACGCCUUUCAUCGCAGCCUCUUCGUCUUCUGCUGCCGGGAGCCUCCGUGCUGCGCCGCGCUCCGAGUUUUCAGGAAUCAACUACCUAGGAAAAAUGACCAUUACUCUUAUGAACCACCAUCUGAAGAGCCACCGGAUGAAAAGGAUGAUUCUCCAAGUGUACAGCUUCGAUCUGGUGUUCAUCUUUGUAGGGUUUGUGGCUGUUUGGGUCCCAAAGUUUGUUCCAAGUGUCAUAAGGCCCAUUAUUGUAGUAAGGAUCAUCAGACUCUUGAUUGGAAAUUGGCACAUAAACAGUCUUGUACCACAUCAGAUAAUUUGAAUAGUGCAGUUCCAGACCACAAGUUCCUUUUUCCUGAAUAUGAAAUUGUAAUAGAAACAGAAGAACUGGAGCCUGAUGAUGUUUCUGACUGCAUUCCUCAAGAUCUGGAAAAGUGUGAAGACUCAGAGCUCAUUGGCACUAUGGAUGAAGCACUUGAGGCAGAAUUGGAUUCCAUAGCAAAGCAUGAAUCUAGAGAAGAUGAAAUCUUCCAGAAAUUUAAAACUCAAAUAGCCCUUGAACCAGACCAGAUUCUUAGAUAUGGCAGAGGAAUUGACCCUAUCUGGAUUUCUGGUGAAAAUAUUCCUCAAGAACAAGAUAUUCCAAAUUGUCCAUGUGGUGCCAGGAGGAUAUUUGAAUUCCAGGUUAUGCCACAGCUUCUGAAUUACCUGAAGGCUGACAGACUGGGCAGAAGUAUUGACUGGGGGACUCUGGCUGUAUUUACCUGUGUGGAGAACUGCAACUUGGGCACCAAGUACACAGAGGAGUUCAUUUGGAAACAAGACUUUACAGAUACAACUUAGAAUCAUCAAAGAUUUUGUACUCUCCACUUUUUAGAAUAUCUAAGCAUUCUUCAUGCCUUGUACAUAUUGAUAAGGAGAAAAGCUAAUGUUAAUAGUAAUCUAGAUAAAACUCAUCACAACAGCCCCAGUGUCUAAUGAUAGGCUGACUGUGAUGGGGAGUUAGGCUAAUAAAAGCACAUAUUGUGUCUGCUAAAUGAUGGGAGGAAGUAUUUUAUUUAUGACCUGCAAAGCUAGAUAUCAAAGAACUUAUGCUUAGCUCAUAAUCAAUUGAUGGUUUCUUAUUUUCAUAAUUAACAAUCUUUUGCCCAAACUCUUUCAAAAGUUUUUGUUACGCACUCAUAUGCUGACACAAUAUAGAACUGUGGCUUUGUCUUUUUCUCUCCUUUGUCUUCUAUUAUCUUUUAUUUUGUCACUUCCUUUGUCUUUUUGUUUCCCUUUCUGUUGCAUGUAAUUCUUAGACACCAGUGCCUUCUUACACUAAUCCUUUUUGCCUUAACUGCCAGGAAGUUUAGAGCUAAAUAGAGUGCUCAUCUAGAGUAAUGAACUUAUCACAUCUGUUUUUUUUUUUUUUUUUAAUUGCUUUAAAAAGAAAACUUUCUGGAUAGAGCACCAGCCCUGAAGUCAGGGGGACCUGAGUUCAAAUGUGACCUCAGAUGCUCAACACUUCCUAGCUGUGUGACCCUAAGCAAGUUACUUAACCCCAAUUGCCUCAAAAAAAAGUUUUCUUUUUUAACUGUAUACAUUGUCUCAAACUAUAUGAAAGUAGCAAAGCUACUAAAUCAUCAAUUUAAUAGUAUCUUAAUUUGGCUUUCUUCUCCUCCAACCUCAGUUGAUGAACAUUGUAUCGGGGAGAAAGUGCUGGAUAGAGUCAGAAAGAGUUGGAUUUAAGCUCUGGCUCUACCACAAGGUAAGCUCUGACUGGGCAAGUUGCUUAGCCCUCUUUUUCUCAUCUGUAAAAUGAAUCAAAUUUUUAAGGGUUCAGUAAUCUAUGAGAAAGGCUACUGCACAAAAUUAAAAUUUAUCUAGGUCUAGAUUUCUUCUCCCUCGAGUAAUACAUUACUCAAGUUGAGAUUAUGGCCCAUAAUUUUGCGUACUGGCAAUAGUAUUAGCUAUAUCUUGCUUCUUAAGUUAUUGUUGACAAGAAUACUUUAACUCUGAUGUGGAGCAAAUCCUGUGACCACUCUCUUAUAUUUUCUUAUUCUGGUUGAGUUAUUAUAAUUUUGUUCUCCGAGGAGCUCACUAUUAAUAACUGAAGGCAAUAGGAGCAAGCCUAUUAGGCUGAAUAGUAAAAGGAGAUUUUUGCUAUCAGGAUUAAUGUGAACAGAAUUUCUGAUCAAAUAUAUCAAAGUUGUAUUUUGAUGUAUCCCUUUCUACUUGAUCAUAAAUUGUCAUUGGUAAAUAUGCCACAUGAUUUUGUCCACCACACUUCUAUUGUCUUCUGGAUUAUUUAUAACUUUUAUUCUUUCAGCAUUAUGGUGCUACAAAAUUAACCAGCUGUACUGCAUCAUUGGGCAGCUGGAUGGCUCUGUGGAUAGAACACUGGGCCUGCGUACAGUCAGGAAGACUUGACUAUUCACAACUGAACAGUAACAAUAGCAUCAUCAGAAUAUUGUUUUAAAGAAAUGAGCAUUGAACUAGCAGAGAUUUUCAAAACCUUGAAAGCAUGAUGGAUUUUCCCAAAUCUAUUCCCUCUUGAUCCCUUUCUAGGUCUCAGUUUAUUGUUCAUCAGUAUGUUGAAGGGUUUUGUACUUGGCAUAAAGAGAGAUGGGUACUGGGGGGGAAAUUGAGUUGUACUUGUAGCUCCCAAUUGUCCCAGUAAGGAGUGCAUCACUUAUUUUAAUGGGGAUACACUCUCAGUGACCGUACUUUUAAAAGAUAUUUAUGGACAGAAAAUGCCAUCUGCAUCCAGAAAAAGAACUAAGGAGACUGAAUUGUAAAUAAACAUAUGCUAUGUUCUUAAAAAAAAAAAAAUCAUAAUUGUUGUGUCCAAAAUCACUGCCUGGGAAUGAACCUUAGUUGGUUCAAUAAUGGAUGCAUUAACCUUGCCAAAACCUGUACUCUAUUAUUGUGGAUUUGGGAUUUCACCAGAACUUCACUCCUUUGAGAGUGUACCUUCCCUUUCCUUUUAAAAAGUUAGUGAUUCUUUUAUUAAAUAUUUACCCCAUCAAUUACCUCCAAUUCUGCAGAGAACACUCCCUUAAAAAAAAAGUUAAGCAAAAAGCAACCAAGUCUAAGACUGUAACAUUCUGUAUCAUAAUCCUCCUUACCUAAGAAUAGGAAAGCAUGUUUCAGUUUUUUUCUAAGAAAGGCUUACCUGAUCUAGCCUUCAAAAACCCAGGAUGAGAGAAGUAGUAUCAUUCUAAGAUUGUUCUUGAUGACUAAUCAAAGGAUUGUAGAAAAUACUCAAAUUCCAUCUUUAAAAGAAUAUCUUUUAUCACAAUAAUAAGAGAUUUAAAAAUUACCCUAAUGGAGAGCUACACAGUAACCACUGAAGUUGAAUUUUAAUUUAGACUGCUCAAAGCUAUAGUUUUUAAGACUUCAUGACCAUUAUAAAUUGUACUAGUUUACAAAUUUUUAAAAUUAACAUAUCUCUUAUUUAUAUAGAUUAAAAUUUCUCUUAUAUUUCUUUUUUUCUCCUCUCACCUCAUCUCCAUCAACCUAUAUAUUGAAAAUUAAUUUGCAGUGUUCUAAAUCAGGGGAACAUUACCCCACUUUUGCAGAGAUGGUGGAAAGGAGUGCUUCUUUGGAGCCAAGCUAAUUAGCUUGCAAUACUUUUUUUGUAGUUCUUUCCAUUUAUAUUGUUAACAUUACUUGGUAUUUUUUUCUCAUCUCUGCAUAUAAAUCAUCAUUUCUUAAGAGGAUAGAAAUACUGAGUUGCUUUCAUGUACCAUAUGGCUUGGUCAUUCCUCAUUUGAUGAGGUCUUAUAUUUAUAUAUUAUUUGCUAUAAAUAUUUUAGUGUAUCUGAAACCCUUUUUAUCAAUAACCUCCUUGGAGUAUUUGCCUAGCAAUUUUGAGUCAGAGUGUUAGUCACCUUAUUUACAUAAGGCCAAAUUGCUUUCCAAAAUGAUCUUAGAAAAUUCAAUUUCACCAAUAAUGAAUUAGUGUGCUUAUCAUAUUUCCACAACUCACUUUAUCAUCUUUGCCAAUUUGCUUCAUGAGAUGAAACCCUAAUGUUUUGAUUUGCAAUUUUCAUUAGUGAUUUGGAACAUACCUGUGGUUACUAGUUUGAAGUUCAUUAUCUGUAGAGCACUUUUUUUGAAGGGAGGAUGCAAGCUUCUGUAUCAGAGAAGAGAAGGGAUAUAGAUAUAGAAGAGAUGUUGCAAAGAUGAAAUUAAAAGUUCUAGGUGACAGACUAGAUCUGGUGGGUGAAUGAUACUGGGUACUUAAGAAUGUAAGUAAACUGCAAAUCUGGGGGACUGGGAAGAUGAUGGUUACAGGGUUUUGAGGAAAGCUGAAUUGAGUUUUUGCUCAUUUUGAGUUUAAGAUGUCUAUUGAAUGUCUAGUUUGAAAUGUCUGAAAGGCAUUCAGAGAUUAGAGAUUAGAAGCCAGCAGCAGUGUUAGGGUAACCUAACCUGUGAAGCAGAGACCCUAUUAUUGGGCUUACAAUUAAGAAGUCAGUACUAUAUAUGCCAAAACAUUUGUAACAGAGCUUUUUGUGAUAGGAGAGGAUUAGAAACAAAGUAGAUGCCUGUCAAUUGGGGAAUGUCUAAACUAACUGGUACAGAUAUGUAAUGGAACAUUAAUCACUGUGCUGUUAAGAAUGAUUUGGGUGACCUAGAAAAAAAUAACAAAAUUUAUCUGGAAGAACAAAAGGUCAAGAAUCUCAAGGGAACUAAUGAAAAAAAAAUCAAAUGAAGGUGGCUUAGCUGUACUAGAUCUAAAACUAUUUUAUAAAGCAGCAGUUACCAGAACCAUUUGGUAUUGAUCAGUGGAAUAGGUUAGGUUCAUAGGACAAAAUAGUCAACUAUUAGCAGUCUAGUGCUUGACAAACCCAAAGACCCCAGCUUUUGGGAUAAGAACUCAUUGUUUGAUAAAAACUGCUGGGAAAAUUGGAAAUUAGUAUGGCAGAAACUAGGCAUUGACCCACACUUAACACUGUACAUCAAGACAAGGUCAAAAUGGGUUCAUGAUCUAGACAUAAAGAAUGAAAUUAUAAAUAAAAUUAGAAGAACAUAGGAUAGUUUACCUCUCAGACCUGUGGAGGAGGAAGGAAUUUGUGACCAAAGAAGAACGAGAGAUCAUUAAAUAGAAAAUUUUGAUUAUACCAAAUCAUAUCAAAUUGAAAAGCUUUUGUACAAACAAACUAAUGCAAACAAGAUUAGAAGGGAAACAAACUGGUAAAACAUUUUUACAGUCAGAUUUUGAUAAAGGCCUCAUUUCCAAAAUAUAUAGAGAAUUGACUCUGAUUAUUUGAUUUAUUAUCAAGCUAUUUUCCAAUUGAUAAAUAGCCAAAGGAUAUGAACAAUUUUCAGAUGAAGAAAUUGACUCUAUGACUAGAGUUCAUAUGAAAAGGUGCUCCAAGUCAUUGAUGAGAGAAAUGCAAAUUAAGACAACUCUUGAGAUACUACUACACACCUCUCAGAUUGGCUAAAGAUGACAGGAAAAACUAAUGAUGAUUGUUGGAGGGAUAUGAAAAAAACUGGGACACUGAUACAUCGUUGGUGAAAUUGUGAAUGGAGACCAAUUUGGAACUAUGCUCAAAAAGUUACCAGACUCUUCAUAUGCCCUUUGAUCCAGAAGGAGUUAUAUACCAAAGAGAUACUAAAGAAAGGAAAGGGAUCUACAUGUACAGAAAUGUUUGUGGCACCCCUUUUUGUAGUGGCUAGAAACUGGAAAUUGAAUAGAUGGCUGAAUAAAUUGUGGUAUGUAAAUGUUAUGAAAUAUUAGUGUCCUGUAAGAAAUGACCAGCAGGAUGAUUUCAGAAAUCGAAGACCAAUCCUGAUGGACGUGGCUCUUUUCCUUCUUAAGUUAUUAGGU
Messenger RNA from Antechinus flavipes (yellow-footed antechinus), 6137 nucleotides. It is a transcript of the gene PDCD2, whose product is annotated as programmed cell death 2. Bases 56 to 1159 code for a protein of 367 amino acids. The transcript has 6 exons. Lineage: Eukaryota; Metazoa; Chordata; Mammalia; Dasyuromorphia; Dasyuridae. Gene Ontology annotation, cellular component: cytoplasm; nucleus. The record is from RefSeq and is a predicted model, not a curated record.